Molecule: messenger RNA, 1481 nt
Organism: Ruditapes philippinarum (Manila clam)
Lineage: Eukaryota; Metazoa; Mollusca; Bivalvia; Venerida; Veneridae
Product: ras-related protein Rab-27A-like
Exons: 7
Coding region: 224-895 (223 amino acids)
Biological process (GO): melanosome transport; positive regulation of exocytosis
Cellular component (GO): melanosome; secretory granule
Molecular function (GO): GTPase activity; GTP binding
Source: RefSeq, a predicted model, not a curated record
GGGAAAUAGACGUAAUCCAACAUUAUUAUCUCCAAUUGGAUUAUUAAAGAGUAUCCUAUAGAAUCCUAUUUCUGCAAGAAUCUUGAGUUUAUAAAUAGAGAUGUGACCUUAGAAAGAAUCUGAACAACCCAAGCAAUAUUAAAGAGGCAGCUACAGAUCUGACACUACAUUUUCCUGUGUAACAAAUCUUAACUCAGAAUAAAACAAUUUUUAAUUGUUAGAGAUGGGGGAGUCUCCAACCCACAGCUCAAGUGACUAUGACUACCUCAUAAAAUUUCUUGCUCUUGGUGAUUCAGGGGUUGGGAAAACUUCAAUGUUAUACCAAUAUACAGACAAUGUGUUCACGGGUAAAUUUAUAUCUACAGUUGGCAUAGACUUCAGAGAAAAGAGAGUGGUACAUAGAGCUCAUAGUACAGAAGGUGCUGUAGGUAGGAGUCAGAGAGUACAUUUACAAUUGUGGGAUACUGCUGGCCAAGAAAGGUUUAGAAGUUUAACUACAGCAUUUUUCCGGGAUGCAAUGGGAUUUCUCCUGUUAUUUGACUUGACAAGCGAACAAUCAUUUAUAAAUAUUCGUAACUGGUUGACCCAGUUACAGACCCACGCCUACUGUGAGAACCCAGAUAUUGUUUUAUGUGGCAAUAAAGCGGAUCUUGAAGAUCAAAGAAAAAUAAGUGAACAAAGGGCAAGAGAAUUGGCAGAAAAACAUGGAUUGCCCUACUUUGAAACAAGUGCAGCAAACGGCCAGAAUGUUGCCAAGGCGAUCGAGUGUCUACUAGACAUGGUCAUGUUGAGAAUGGAACGUUCCACAGACAAGUCCAUUUUUCCUGGUUCUAAAAAUAGAAGUAAAUAUGAAAUGGAUGAAGCUGGAGGAGGUGAAGGUGGUUGUGGCUGCUGAUUGGUUGAUAUAUAUGUAUGAGAGAAUUUGUUACUAUUUAUAGAAACUGUUACUAUUUAUAGAAAUUGCUUGUACAAGGUAGUGAAAAAAAAAGGGAAAGUAGGUUUAAAUUAGUUAGUUCAAGCUAUGUAGGUAUUACAUAAUAAUUUUCCAUACAGGGUUAUCAAUUCCAUGUAGUUGAGUCCAUUGGAAAAGAAUAUAUGUUUUAAGGUUGCUAGAUAAAGGGAAACUAAAGUUACUUAAGUUUGUCCUUUGUGUAUAUGUCCAACAAUGAUUUUAAUGAGAAAUAUUUGGUUUUAUUAUAAAGUAUAAUAUGAAAUUGUUGAAUGGUGCAGUAGACUUUAUAUAAUUUGUCUUAAUUUAAUAUUCAUAUAUAGUAAUUAUUAAUUUCAGCUUCAUUGAAAAGGUUCUAGCCAUUACUGGUUCUCCUAAACAUUCUGCAUUCAUCAGUCCAUUGAAAUAAAUGUUGGCUUUUUUUAUCGCUAUGUGUCCUUAGAAAAUUAAAUAUACUAACUAAAUCUAUUAAUGCAACCAGUGAUCCUUAGAAGAUUAAAUAUACUAACUAAAUAUGUCAAUAUAUUACCAU